This is a messenger RNA of Didymosphaeria variabile, 3543 nucleotides long. RefSeq lists its product as uncharacterized. Bases 1 to 3543 code for a protein of 1180 amino acids. Gene Ontology annotation, cellular component: cytosol. Gene Ontology annotation, molecular function: 5-oxoprolinase (ATP-hydrolyzing) activity. The record is from RefSeq and is a predicted model, not a curated record. NCBI's taxonomy places the organism in Eukaryota, Fungi, Ascomycota, Dothideomycetes, Pleosporales, Didymosphaeriaceae. Gene Ontology annotation, biological process: glutathione metabolic process. The transcript is spliced from 2 exons.
AUGGCCACCAAUGCCCUAUUGGAGAGGAAGGGAGAGCAAACCGCAUUGCUAGUCACUAAGGGUUUUAAAGAUGUUCUGGUGAUUGGCAAUCAGUCUCGUCCUUUCAUGUUCGAUUUGUCCAUCCGCCGACCCGAAGUUCUGUACUCGACCGUCUUUGAAGUUGACGAGCGGGUGGUUCCCGAGACGUGCGCUGAUUCGGAUUUGCGGCGGCUAGAGUUGUCGAGUCCGACGCCAUUGGAGACGAUUGUGGGCACGUCUGGAGAAAAGGUCCAGCUGCUCAAGGCUCUUGAUGUAACAGCGACGCAGCAAUUUCUGGAAUCUGUAUAUGCACAAGGCUACCGGUCCAUAGCCGUUGUGUUGAUGCACUCGUACCUGUUUCCAAAUCACGAGCUGCAGAUCAAGAAGUUGGCCGAGGAGAUUGGGUUCGAAAAUAUCUCGCUCUCUCACCAAGUAUCUCAACGAUCCAAGAUGGUCCCCCGCGGUAACUCAACGGUGGUCGACGCCUAUCUGACCCCAGAGAUUGUAAGAUAUCUGGAGCAGUUCACGGCCAGCUUCCCAGGCCUAGAGAACAGCGGCACUAGAAUCGAGUUCAUGCAGUCUGACGGUGGCCUCGUGCCAUCCUCGGAGCUGUCUGGCCUACGAUCCAUCCUAUCGGGCCCCGCCGGCGGCGUCGUGGGCUACUCUAGAACCUGCUUUGACGCGAAGCUCCAGCAGCCCGUUAUAGGCUUCGAUAUGGGAGGCACGAGCACCGACGUCAGCCGCUACGACGGCCAAUUCGACCACAUAUACGAGACUAGCACGGCCGGCAUCCCCAUCCACGUGCCGCAACUCAACGUCAACACGAUUGCCGCCGGCGGUGGGAGCAUCCUGGACUGGCGUAACGGGCUGCUGAGCGUGGGGCCUGAGAGUGCUUCGUCACAACCUGGCCCUGCCUGCUACCGCAAGGGCGGCCCGUUGACGGUCACGGACGCUAACCUAGCCCUGGGUCGUCUGGUUCCUGAACACUUCCCUUCUGUGUUUGGCCCUAAUGAGAACGAGCCCUUGGAUCGUGAUCUGGUCCUUGAAAAAUUCCAAGAAUUGACCAUCCUCAUUAACAAAGAUUCGGGCGAGUCCCUCAGCUGGGAGGAGGUGGCGCACGGGUUCCUGGAAGUGGCCAACCAAGCCAUGUGUGGACCCAUCCGCAGCCUCACUGAAGCACGCGGCCACGACGCCGCCAAGCACCGCCUGGCCUCGUUUGGCGGGGCCGGCGGCCAACAUGCUUGCGCCAUAGCAGAGAUCCUGGGCAUCCGCGAGGUGUUCAUUCACAAGUACUCCUCUAUCCUCUCCGCCUACGGCAUUGGCCUGGCCGACGUCGUCCGCGAUGAGCAGCGCACCUGUGCAAAAGAUCUUGACAGCGCCCGCGACGUCAUCUACAGCCAUCUCGAUGGUCUGGCCGAGCUGGCCAGGGAGCACCCGUCCAUGGUGCGCUUCCCUGUUGUCGAGGUGCGCCGGUUCUUCAGCAUGCGCUACGAUGGCAGCGAGACCGUCAUGACCAUACCAGCUGACGAGGCUGUGGAUGCCCGCCAGGCCUUCAUCGAUGCCCACCACCAUCAAUUCGGUUUCACCCCCGUUGGCCGCAGCAUUUAUGUCGAUGUCAUCCGGGUUCGCGCCAUUGGCCGCUACUUGCACGACACUGUCAGCGCCAGCACCACCUUGCCCCACCAAACCCCCGUCGAGAAGGGCUUAAUCAAGUCCAACUCUGUGCAAAAUGUCUACUUUGGUCGCCUCGGAUGGCAACAGACGCCAAGCUACCUCUUUCAGUCCCUGCGCCAGGGCUUCGAGGUCCAGGGCCCGGCCCUCAUUGUGGACAAGACGCAAACCAUCGUCGUCAACCCCAGCUCAACUGCGAUACUGCAUGGCGACAACCUGGUCCUCAAAGUGCUCCCGCCGCCGAAGCCACAGCUGAGUGCCGCUGUCGUUGAUCCAGUGCAGCUUUCCAUUUUCCGCCACCGCUUCUAUGGUGUGGCCGAGCAAAUGGGUCAAGUGCUGCAGAAGGUCAGUGUGAGUGCCAACAUCAAGGAAAGGCUGGAUUUCAGCUGUGCCAUCUUCAACCCAGACGGAUUCCUGGUAGCCACUGCCCCCCAUGUGCCCGCUAUGAUCGGCAGUAUGGCCUACGCCGUGCAGAGCCAGAUUGAGCUGUGGCAGGGUAAGCUCAAGGACGGCGAUGUACUGCUUUCCAACUCACCGCAGUACGGGGGCGUCCACCUCCCGGACUUUACCGUCAUAACCCCGGUGUUUGACGCUGAUGGCAAGGACAUCGUCUUCUGGACUGCCUCGCGUGGUCACCAUGCUGACGUUGGUGGCAUCCUACCCGGCUCCAUGCCUCCCACGUCCAAGUACUUGUGGGAGGAAGGCGCUGUGUUCAAUAGCUUCCUGUUGGUGCGCGACGGGAAGUUCGAAGAUGUUGAGCUCGAACGCAUCUUGUGCGUCGAGCCCGCCAAAUACCCGGGCUCCAGUGGCUCACGGCGUUUCCAGGACAAUGUUACCGAUGUCAAGGCGCAGGUGGCGGCAAACCAGUGCGGUAUUCGCUUGGUACGCAUGCUCGUGCAAGAGUACACUAUGAGCGUGGUGCAGAAUUACAUGCGGGCCAUUCAGGACUCUGCGGAGCUGGCGGUCCGCAAUCUCUUCAAGAGCUUGUCGGCCAAGUUCCAGGACCAACCGAUCGAGGCGGUCGAUUAUAUGGACGACGGUACACCGAUUUGUCUCAAGAUCACCAUUGACGAUGACGGCUCGGCCACUUUAGACUUCACCGGCACUGGUCCACAGGUCUACGGCAACUGGAAUGCGCCCAUGGCCAUCACACACUCGUCGACACUGUAUGCGCUGCGGUGCAUGGUCGAAACUGACAUCCCACUCAACCAUGGCUGCAUUAAGCCCAUCAAGCUUCUGAUUCCCGAUAACUCGUUGCUAAAGCCCAGUUUCGAAGCAGCCGUGUGCGCCGGCAAUGUGCUGACCAGCCAGCGUAUCGUGGACGUCAUCUUCAAGGCCCUUCGGGUCUGCGCUGCCAGUCAGGGUUGCAUGAACAACUUCACCUUUGGCAUCGAUGGCGAAGGGGGCUUCGGCUACUACGAGACCAUUGCUGGCGGCAGCGGUGCCGGUCCCUCGUGGCACGGUACGAGCGGCGUGCACACCCACAUGACCAACACACGUAUAACAGAUCCUGAGUCGCUUGAGCGUAGAUAUCCCGUCGUGCUCCGCGAGUUUGGGCUGCGAGCUGAUAGCGGUGGUGCUGGCCAGUUCCGCGGCGGCGACGGCGUCAUCCGCGAUGUCGAAUUUCGCAUGGCCAUGUCGGCGUCGAUGCUUUCGGAGCGCCGCAGCAUAGGUCCGUAUGGCAUGAAUAACGGACAGGAAGGCCGGCGCGGCGUCAAUACCUGGGUCAAGGCAAGCGGCGCGCGCAUCUCCAUUGGUGGUAAGAACUCGGUUCAGGUGCAGCCGGGCGAUCGCUUGGUUAUCGAAUCACCAGGCGGCGGCGGCUAUGGCCAAAACCCGACUCUCUCACUCUGA